CUACAUUUUGGACCCUCCCUCAGCCCUACCCUAUGCUUUAAAAGGAGAUAAAAUGCCAUACGGCGAUGGACAACCUUUGAUGAUUGACCAAAGGUACUUCCAAGAGAGCUUAAAGGGAGGAUUCUUCAUAGAGGCUGGUGCAUAUAAUGGGGAGGAUGAAUCCACCACACUUUACUUUGAACAAAAACAUGGUUGGAGUGGAUUAUUAGUUGAACCAGUUGUCCGUCAAUAUCAGCAUCUUAGGCGGCUGAACCGAAGAACCUGGUCAGCCCAAACCUGUCUUUCUCCGAGUACUCAUCCAACCACAGUAGCUUUCUCAACAGCAAGUUCGCAAGUAACCAUGGAUGGAAUACUGGAGAACGGAGAGGAGGGAGAGGAAAUGCAAUGCAUACCUUUAACCUCGCUUAUACUUAGGAGGAGGAGAAAUGGAAGAGAAAGAGGAAAAAGGGGAGCUGGAAGUGGAGGGGGAUGGGUAAGAGGGGAGGCAGGGAAAGAUUUUGGUUCCAGUAUAGGUCAGUUAAUACAGCAUAUUUUGUUUAGGGUAGAUUUACUAAGUUUGGAUGUUGAAGGGGCUGAGUUUAAUGUAUUGAACAGUCUAGAUUGGUCUAGGAUUGAUAUCAGGGUGAUAUCAGUCGAGACGCAGUUCAGUGAUGAGUUCGGGAUAGAAAUGUCACAGAUUGAGACUCUUUUAAAUCUUCAAGGUUUUAUCCUUCUUGAUCAAAUAUCCAGAGAUUCUGUCUUUAUCCAAGUUCCCCGAGCUGAUCUACUCCAGAUUAAACCUCAUCUACCAAUAUUUUCAAGAAAACUACAAGCUAAAGAAAUUUUGUUGAGGGACCCGUACCCUCUAGCUGGACCUAUUUGUGUGUUUUUCAGAGUACCAAAAGAAAAAGUCACCAGCCACUGCAAAAUUCAGUUCCCAAUGGAUUUUUACAGACCUAUCGCUGAGGAAGAUAUCCUAGAGUGUGCUGUUAGAAGAUCUUGCCCAGCAGAUUUUUUCUCUUUAAUUGAAACCUUCAAGAUUUCUACAUCAUGGAAACUAGUUUUAACUGACCCAUGUUAUCUUCUUAUAUCUCUCUAAAUAUUAAGUUUUCUACAUCAUGGAAACUAGUUUUAACUGACCCAUGUUAUCUUCUUAUAUCUCUCUAAAUAUUAAGUUUUCUUCAUCAUGGAAACUAGUUUUAACUGACCCAUGUUAUCUUUAUUAAUAAAACAGAAAAUAUGA
Molecule: messenger RNA, 1222 nt
Organism: Eurytemora carolleeae
Lineage: Eukaryota; Metazoa; Arthropoda; Copepoda; Calanoida; Temoridae
Exons: 12
Coding region: 53-1078 (341 amino acids)
Source: RefSeq, a predicted model, not a curated record